CAAAAGCCUUCCUCAAUUUUGAUACCCUCAUCUGGAUUUCCCAUCAUUCUUCACAAUUGCAUUGCAUUCCUCUUGCUGCAAUCAAGGUUGUACUUUUAAUACCGUUCAAUUAAUUCGCUUCUUCCAUCAUGGCUGCUCGUGGCAUCAUGGCCUUGGUGUCCUUGGUCCUCCUCGGUGCUUCGAUCAUGUUCAUGUUCUUCGUCAUCUUAGGUGGCAUCACAGGCACAACUCCUUUGGACAAAACCCAAUUUCUCACAGCCGACACUUCAAGCAUUGCCGGCGCGAGACCAGUGUCACAAUGGAAUUUCUUCAGAGUCUGUGGAGCCGGAAACACCGAUUGUGGUAAAUCCGUACCAGCUCUUCCCUUCGGUUAUGCCUGGAUUGGAGGUGGUUCUGGUGCUCCAUCCAGUCUCCUUGGCUCGCAUGCAAAAUCCACCACUAGCUUCUCGUACUUCUACAUGUGGAGAUUUGGAUGGGUGUUUUAUCUCAUGGGACUCUUGUUCGCAGUCUUCGCGUUCUUUGUUUCGCUCUUGGCAGCGACCGGAAGAACAGCAUCCUUUUCCGGAUCUGUUUUGUCAAUGGUAUCUCUCUUUUGGUUCUCCCUUGGAGCUUCGUUAAUGACUGCCGAAUUCGUGAAAGCCCGCAACCAGUUCCGUCGCUUAGAUAUGAACGCGAGUCUAGGCCGCUAUGCAUUCGGUUUCACUUGGGCAGCAUGGGCAUGCUUAGCAAUCUCUGCUCUUCUCCUUUGCAUUGGAGGAACCGUAGGUGGAAGUCGCCGACAGCGCCGCCGAGAUAGCCAGCCAUCCGCUGUUCGCGAUGCUCCAAUUGAAGCAGCAGGGACUACUGGUGGCGGCGGUAUGUUUUCAUUCUACCGCAACCAACGCGAGAGACGCGCUACUCGUGGAGACGAUAGCUCCUUCACCAGAAACGAAAGUCAGCGUCGGCACGACGUCGACCGAAUUGGAUUACAAGAUUGCGACCGGAAUGGCUACGAUUGA
Molecule: messenger RNA, 998 nt
Organism: Botrytis fragariae
Lineage: Eukaryota; Fungi; Ascomycota; Leotiomycetes; Helotiales; Sclerotiniaceae
Product: putative actin cortical patch protein
Exons: 6
Coding region: 129-998 (289 amino acids)
Biological process (GO): fungal-type cell wall organization; septin cytoskeleton organization; cortical actin cytoskeleton organization
Cellular component (GO): cell cortex; plasma membrane; membrane raft
Source: RefSeq, a predicted model, not a curated record